UUUGUGAUCUAAAUUUCUUUUGGAUCCAACAGUUUUAGAGAAAGCUGUUGUUGUCUGUGAGAAAUGGACCCACCACCCUUUAUUUGAUACAUAUACUGCUAAAUGUAUCAUCUCAUCUCAUCUCAUCUUCAUAGUGCAUCAAUGGCAACCACACCCUUUCCUCUCCAUUGAAGCAUUAUGCAAAAACAAAAUGUAAACCAAAUGUAUGUCCCAUUUUUUGUACUAAAGACGCGUUAAACCCAAUUCUCUCUAUCUUCCUCCACUGUCUCUUUAUCCCCUCCAUAAAGAUAAUCUUUCAAUCAUGGAGAAAGUAGAAGGCUCAUCAAUGGUGGUAUCAUCUGCUUCACCUUCUUCCUCUCCUUCCCAUGAAUUCUCUUUCACAAUUUGUCUCCACUCUUCUUCCAAUACAGCCAAAGCCCCACCGUCUUCCAUCGCCGUUGAUUUGACACCGGCCGAUGAUAUAUUCUUCCACGGUCAUUUGCUCCCUCUACACCUCCUUUCUCACCUCCCGGUUUCCCCACGUUCCUCCACCAACUCAUUGGAUAGCUUCACGCUUCCCAUAAGGGAGCUUUAUGAUGACCCGAAGCCGGAAAAAAGCAGAAAAAGCGAAAGCAACAUUAGGAGCAUCAAUGGCAGACCAGUUAACGACAACAACAUGGAAUCAACGGCAAGAGAGAAAUCCAAGUCGUUCUCGUUGUUUAGUUUCACAAGGCGGCAAAAGGGACGAGUCGACGUUGAGCACAAAGAGAAGAAGCAUAAGAAGAAAAAUAUGAGAUUCGACGUCAGUCAUCUGUUGAAAAGAUACGUAAGGAUGGUACGGCCUUUGUUGUUCUUCAAAGGGAAGAGAGAUAAGCUCCAUGUCCAUAGGCAAGCUUAUUCAUUUUCGGGUAAUUUAGGUUUGAGAAACAACGAGGAAGAUGAGUUUAUCAGAGGAAGGAGAGGAGAGUAUCAGUCGGCUCCGGCGUCGAUGUGGACAUCUCCGACAAACAGUGGUCUACUUGUUGCAACAACAGGGUUUGCUUCUUCAACAAGUGAUAGCACCAUGGAAGAGUUGCAGGCUGCAAUUCAAGCUGCCAUUGCUCAUUGCAAGAACUCCAUUAGAGGGGAAGAUAAAACUUAAAUGCUAGGCAGCUAAUUUUUCUGUGUAUAAAAAGGUGACCUAUAAAGAAGUAUGGAAUUAGUUUAGGGGGUAUUGCUUUAAUAAAUUUCUACAUCUUAGAAUCCAAA
This is a messenger RNA of Hibiscus syriacus, 1227 nucleotides long. RefSeq names its product BRI1 kinase inhibitor 1-like. The record is from RefSeq and is a predicted model, not a curated record. The transcript has a single exon. NCBI's taxonomy places the organism in Eukaryota, Viridiplantae, Streptophyta, Magnoliopsida, Malvales, Malvaceae. The coding region runs from base 302 to 1120 and encodes 272 amino acids. Gene Ontology annotation, cellular component: plasma membrane. Gene Ontology annotation, molecular function: kinase inhibitor activity.